UCCAACAUUUAGCAAGUGAAACCACGUGCAAGCAUCUGUUCGCUCCAAUCAAUUGAUGUAAACUGAACGAAGCGGACCUUUGUGGGAGCAAUUGUGUUUCCGUGGCGCGGAGGUAGAUCUCUUAGUGAGUGUGGAGCCCAUUGAAUUUGUGUUGAAAGCGGAAUAAUACGGUCAUAUAAAUAGUAGGGAAACGGAUAUUAUCGGGCGCGUCUAAUUAAUCAGGCGUUUAAUGCUUAUUUGGCAACAUACGGAUUAGACUGUGCUUAGUCAAUAGCGUUUUAUAUGAAAAAGAAGCUAUUUUUACCUGGAUGCACGGAGUAUUAUGCGUUUUCUUUUCUCAUUGGACUGUAAAAUACGCAUGGUUGAUAUUUUGCAAAUAUUUGGACGUCCACGUAUUCCUUUCAUCUUUUUAUGACUUGUGACUCAAUGAAAACUAUAUUUUGAAACUGACAUUUUUUUUUUGUAGACCACCGAGUGGAGAUGUUAUUCGCCUUCAAAUUAGAUACUUUCCCAUUGCCAAUGCCACAAAACUGCGUCUUUUUCUACGAACCAAGAGCUGUAAAGAAACGCAAGACCCCAUCUCUGUGAAUACUGCGCGUGCUGCAUCAUCUCAUUCAAUUUGCUGUCAGCCAAGAGAGGGGCAACAAUAACUUUGAACGGUUAUUCUGUCACAUUUCCUUCAGUCUCCGCAUCAUUUUCCACAGAUUCAAAGCGGGCAGCUGUUGCAACACACGCAUACACACGCAGUGAAAAUCUAAGACUAACAAAGGAAAACAGAAGCCAAGAAAAAGAGCCAUCAGCCUGGAUGAAAAUGACUGGAGUCCUGGCCAGGAAUACAAGUCGUCUUCUUUUCUAAAGCAGAUGAACUAUCACUGUUUUUGUGAGCCAGGGGCUUUUUGAAAGGAUGUUGAUUUGCACAGAUUGAAGAUUUUCUCUUUGACUUUUUGCUACCAAAACCAGUGCCAAACACUAACCGUGCCAACCAGAAGCAAGAAAUUAUUUCACUAGUAUUUUUGCAUUUUUGUUGAUCCAUUUAAGCCAUUGAAACUCAAUUUACACCAACAUUAGUUCACAAUUUUUACCUUAUCUUCCCUAUUAGUCUUUUUAACUAUAAUAGCAUGUAAUGGUUCCCAAGGUGGAAAGUUUAUAUGUCCAUCACUUAGUUUAAGUAAAAAACAACAAGCAGCUUUUGAUCCCCAAAAUAGGGAGAACAGUGCAUUAUUGGUUAAACAUGCUUUAUGUAAGAGUGGCCGAUACAAAUGCAUUAACCUGAAAGAGUUUGGCUCCUGAUCGAUUGCUCGAUGGAUGGAUGGAUGGGCUUAUGGAUGGCUGGCACAAGCCUCAUUAAACUUUCCAAAUUGAGCUGCUGCUAAUUCUGUUGAUUAGUCGUCUGUUCCUCUCACAAAGGCCCGUUUAAAUCUUCCUCUCCAUCAGAUCUCUUUAGUCAUCCAUCUUGUUUACUUCUCCCUCAAAAGUCUCUGAAGGGUUUAGAUACUGAAGCCAUACAUCUCAUAGCCAUACUAACGUCAAGAUCCCUGCCAUCAUUGCGAGGAUUCAGCUUGGUCAUUCUGAAAGAUCAGGUGCAUGGGUAUUUUCAAUAAUAUCUUUAGAGGUGUGCAUGUUUAACAUUGGUCCAGGUUUGACGUUCCGUGAUCUGCCAUAUUCACCAGCGAGCCAUUGACGCGUUUACUGUCUUGACAGUGGGACGACGUUUAAAGUUGUCACACUACUUGAAAAGAGGCUUUUUAAUAGUUAGGAUAGAUCUUUGGUGUGACUGCUUGACGAUAUCCACGUGUUCCACAUUGACGGAUGAAUCCUGACUUCAUGCCUGUUCAGUGGGCUCAACCAUGCUGUCCUGCCAGAACUGGGCCCAAGCCCCCAUUUGUUUUAUUCUGUUGGGCUGAGCUAAAUCCAGAGCAGAGACACUCACGCAAGAGGGUCCAACACACAUAGACCCUCAAACUUCAACCUUCCAUUUUCUCUCUUCCUUUCCUGAACACUUCUUCCUUUCUGGCCUGACUUGUGUCAUCAAACCAGAAACUAAUAUUUACAUGCUGCUUGUUACACUUCGUGAGUGCCCUAACCGACAUACACUCUUCUAAAGCCUUCGUAAUGAGCCUUUGUCCCGUGGUGCCGCCUUUAGAGAAAAGAUCAGCUCUUUCCCAUUUCUGAACACUUGCUCAUUCAUUGCUUCGUCUUACCUUUAUCUCUAGCCUCAAUGACUUCCUUCUGAAACUCGAAAAGAUGAAGUACUUAGUAUUUUUCUUGAGAACUGACACUGUUAGCCUGAUUAUGUGGUCUGCACAACAGAACCUCAGUGACCUUGAAAGGUAUUCUUGUUAGUCUCACAAGACAUUCUCAUUGCAAAACUGAGAUUUGUUUACAAGACAACAUCAGUUCUUGGAGCUGAAGAUGACAGUUGUUUACAAGUCAAUGGAAUAGCUGAGUACUACUAACUGUUUCUUUCUAUACGGUUGUUUAGUGAGUUGACAACUGAAGUGCCAACCAGAAUAGAGAACAUUUGGUGAGACAUAGUUUACACUCGAACAGAAAUGUUUACAUUUUGCCCAUAAGGUGAACUCAGAUUGAGUCUUGAAUGAAUUGUUAGUGCCAUAGAUCAGUUCAGUUACACAGACUUAAACAAAGCACCUUUAAGAAGAAGCUGCACCCAUGACUUCGACUUUCUGACACUUUAAAAGGUUUACAUUGUUAAAAUAUACAUUUUGUUUACACGACUAAAUUGCUUGCAACAAAAGUCAAGAGUCAAAUAUUUGUUCCUUUUGUUUCUCAUCUGAGCCAUUUUCAUAUAUUUAAAGCUGUUGUUUUAUAGAAAUUGUUCAUUGAGAAGAUUCCAAAUUUUUAAUUUUGUGCCAAAUCAAAAUUUUCAAAAAUUCCAGCUCUCACACAUUAAGCAUAAAACGUGUAUAUAGAUUUACCUCAUUCUUGUUAAUAAUUUCCUCAGAAAUAUGUUUACACCCUAACUGAGUCUCAUACUUUUUUCUUUAACCCAGACUCCCGCACUUGGAUGUGCAUUUUGCAUAUUAAAUAAUUUGCAUACUAGUGUAUGCACACGUGAAAGAGAGAUUAACUUGUCUACAUGUCUUAUAUAUUGCCACACUGACUUGCAACUUUUGAUAGACAUCAGCUUUUUGUAGAAGUCUUUUGUACUAAGGCUUCACAUUUUUUUUUUCAUCUUUGAUAAAUUAAAGCCCCUUGUAUCAAGAUGCCACCCGCUGCCAUCUUGCUUUUCUUCCUGUUUGGAACUGUGGUCUACACAGUGACUAUUACCUCGGAACGCUCCUCCGUGAAUGGGGGCCCGGUGCUGCUUCUGUUGCGAGGACGCAGCCGCAAGUUCCCUCAGCCCGAUGUGCAGGGCAAGGAGGCCGCUGCCAUGGCAGCAGAGCCCGAGGCAGCCGAGAUCCCUCCGAGACCCCUUCCACAGAUUAUGCUACCCCGCAACGUGACGGCCGAUGCCCUGAAGCCCCCGCUGGGUGCCGCACAGGUCGCCCCUCCUCCUCGGCGACUGGUGGACGUGGACGUGUGUCAGGGCUACUACGAUGUGAUGGGACAGUUUGACAACACUUUCAACUGCACCAAGGGCACCUACAUCUACUGCUGUGGCACCUGCCAUUAUCGCUUCUGCUGCGAGCACCAGCGCAGCCGUCUAGACCAAGACUCCUGCACUAAUUACCGCUCACCUGUUUGGGCCAUUACGGCGGGACCCAUCACCGAGCCUCCCAUCCGACACGACCCAGAUUUCGACCCACUGCAGCAACAGAGCAACAACACGGCUUACGUCAUUGGGGGAGUCAUCUCUUUUACCAUGGUUGUGGCCAUUGGGGUUAAAGUGGCCUUCCAUAAACUGUCUCGACGACCGAGGAACAGAGACAUCAACAUGCCUAGAGCGCUGGUGGACAUUCUGCGUCACCAGUCCAGUCCAGUUCAGCAAGGAGAGAGGAACAACAGCACGGUCCUCACAACCGCCACCUCCAGCGAGGGCACGCUGGGGCGGACAUCGAAAAACUUCUAUGCUCCCAUCCUCCAGAACAAAGACAACCGGACUGGGAAACACAGUUUUGGCCAGACUGGGUCCAGUCCUAAACACACAGCUACUAUCGAGCGAGUUCCACGCAUGAACAACUCCCAGAUGGUCUCCACAGGAACACUGCUGUCCAGCAAGCACAAUAAUUCUGGCUUUCACCCUUCAUUCUCUCACUCUUUCCACAACCUUGCCCAGCUACCUCCAUCAUACGAGACCGUCAUGAAACCAGAGCUCAACCGUUACAGUUCCCUCAAGAGACUAGAGAAAAACUUGGAUGAAUAUUCUGGAUAUUACAACUCCAGGCGAAGGCCAGACAAUGCACCACCCAGCUUCCACUCCUCCCAGCACCACCUGCCCUGGGGUGGUGACUUCACACUGGGUGCCCGAGGUACCCUCCCGCUAAACACUUCCCGCACGCGCAUCCACAUGCCCAGUUCCACUUCCACCCCCAAUCCCUACCCAUUACCCCAGACGCAGUACAACCCCACAUUUGAGACGAUGAGUAAACCGCCUCGCCGGGUGAUGUCCCAAGACCAGCUUCUGGCGCUGGGGGAGGGGAACACUCUCUCACGCCUCUCCAAGAACCAGCAGCAUCAGUAUUACAAACCCAUGACCACCAGCAAGAGCUCCAACACCCAGACUUUGCGCAAGUCCCACGAACGCCUCCUAGUGUCUCCGGACCGCCUGGAGGAGCGAAUGAUGGGUGAUUACGGCGGGAUGGUGCCCACCAUGUCCCGUCUCACCCACCACCAGAAAGCGCAAUCCCAGCAGAACGUGUGUGUGACGCCCUCGCUUGACCGCCAUCACAUGAUCAAAAUGAAUUCGCACCCUACCUCCGGCCGCGAGCAAGACCACACAGUUGCCACCAUGUCCUCCGGUCACGGGGCCGGGACUUUGGGAUGGGGGGAGGUCCAUGGCUCUGGGGGAGGACCCGGAGCGAUGGCGCACAGCGCUCGACGGAUGGCCUUCGCCACGAAACGCCAGAACACCAUCGAACAGCUGCAUUUCCUCCCCGGAGGAGGUGGGGGAGGGGGCGUAGGCGGUGGAAGUCAGGCGCUGAGGACGGGGAGCAAGAACGAAGUAACCGUGUGAGUGCAAAAAGAAAGAUAGUAAGGAGAUGAUGGAUAGAUGAGGUGUGAUUGCGCAAGCCGAAGGGAGGGAAGUGUAAAAAAGGCUGAAGACAGAAACAAAGAAUGGAAAGGAGGAAGGACAUAAGAAAGUGGUCACAAAUUAGGCCCAUAUGAAGGGAAUACACAAUUUAUUGCUAUUGAGAGAAAGAGGGAUGUAAAAACUAUAACAUAAGUGAUUCUGUAAAUCCCUAAAUUGCCAAAUUCUCAAUAAAUAGAAAUGUGAAGAAGGGCCCAGGUCUCCUCUGACCUGUGAGUAGCAAAUAGAGUUUCCAUGGCAUGGCUAUUCAGACAUGAUCUGAGGAGAUACCAAAAGGAAAAGAUUCAUUAUUAGAAUAGGCCAAGUUUUAUCUAGUUAGUACAGCUGAUGUAAAAAAAUUGUUUUAGGCGUUAAUUAGUUUUUUCCUGAAUCCAAUGAUACAGUUGACCUUGCCUCCAAAUUUUUGGUUUCACUCAACGCAAAGUCAUUCUCAAAGAGGUGUGUCACAUUCAUCACUUAAAUAAAGGGAGAUAUACAAUGAGAUAUACUGGAUGAAACUUGACAAGUGUCCAGUAGUACACUGAAUUAUCUCACGGAAAACAAUGAUUUGACCAGUCUCAAAUCAUAUCUGACUUGACUUGGCAGUGACUUGGGGAGUAUUGUGCACAUUAAGCAGUUUGCCAUCAAGUGAAGAAAAUACUGGUAAUUCAUCAGAGAGAAGAACUCGAGGACUUGAAAAAUGUCACUCGUUUUGUGACCUGACUCUUUAGUCUGCACUGUUAAUAUAAAUCCAAAUGCCAUCAGCCAUAUUAGAGCUUAUUCAUAUGGAGUAUAAUGGAGGAAAACAUUUUAAUUGGGAGACGGGUGUUAUAUUGAUGAUCAGAAAUUUUUAGCCUCUUAUACUGAGACUGUGAAUCAAAGCUGACAAGAAUACUUGUGUGUUUGAUUUUUUUUUUUUUUUUUUCAUUGUGAAUAACAUUUUGGCUGUUCAAAAGGCUGUCAUAUUGAUGGGUAAAUCAGGUCUGGACUAAAAAUGCUUGAGGAGACAGACAUUUGGAAAUUUAAUUCAGCCAUUGAAAUCUGAUAGAAGUCAUGCCUCUUUCUUGCAUGUUUGACCAAUCAGAGAACAGCUUUGUAUGACUUCCUGUUAUUUAUAGGCAUUAAGAGGUGAGAUUUAAUCAUGGGCAUGCAGUAAUGUCAAAUAAGACAGCAUACUCUUCACACUUAAUUUGCAACCCGAGCUGUUGUUUUAAGGGGUUUAAGGGGAAAGGGUUUGGUUAUACAAUGGACAAUUUAAUCCAAGGGCUAUUCUGAAACUACAUGUGUGUCUGUGCUUCCAUGUUCUGACGGCUUUUUAUCUUUUCCCGUGACACGGCUGUGUGCCAAUGAGUGUACAAAACAGUAAAACGGAACAAAAUCUGCAAAGCUACUUCAAACACUCUGUCACACUAAGAUGCAUUAUUAUCUACACGAUGAGUUAGAAUUUAGGAUAAAAAGAUGUCUUGUUUAUCUAUAUUAUAUUCAAGAAAAAAUGUCUUUUUUGUUAGUAAUUUCUGUGUUUUUCAGCUGUCUCCACAUCAAGUGGACACUGUUGUGGUGGAAUGUCUGAGAACGACCUUGCUGAGCAAGAUUAUUGGGCCAUUAUAUAGUAUUUUAGAUCACUCCGCAAUGUUUAAGCUUUUAUUAACUUUAACUGAAUUUAAAUACGUUACAAAAAGGUUAAAAAAAAAUCAAUUAAAUCCCAAAUGUUCAAAUAUGUACACAUGCCAAUUUAUGUGCAUA
Molecule: messenger RNA, 6931 nt
Organism: Cyprinus carpio (common carp)
Lineage: Eukaryota; Metazoa; Chordata; Actinopteri; Cypriniformes; Cyprinidae
Product: protein shisa-6-like
Biological process (GO): regulation of AMPA receptor activity; regulation of short-term neuronal synaptic plasticity
Cellular component (GO): postsynaptic density; dendritic spine membrane; AMPA glutamate receptor complex
Source: RefSeq, a predicted model, not a curated record